This is a messenger RNA of Daucus carota subsp. sativus, 2140 nucleotides long. RefSeq names its product scarecrow-like protein 21. Gene Ontology annotation, biological process: regulation of DNA-templated transcription. Gene Ontology annotation, cellular component: nucleus. The transcript has 2 exons. Bases 320 to 1966 code for a protein of 548 amino acids. The record is from RefSeq and is a predicted model, not a curated record. Gene Ontology annotation, molecular function: DNA-binding transcription factor activity; sequence-specific DNA binding. Lineage: Eukaryota; Viridiplantae; Streptophyta; Magnoliopsida; Apiales; Apiaceae.
AUUGUUGAGAAGGGUAGUUUGGGUAUUGCAUUAUGUACUCUAUAUAUAGUCAGUGCUCUGCAUUCUUGAACUAAAGUCUUACAAAUCAACACAAACACACAGAUAUUUUUCCCUGAGUUUCAAGAGCAAAAAUCAAGAAAAGCAAGGCUGAUUAUACCAAUCUGAAAAGAGCUUACAGGAUGUGCUAGCUUUAGAGUAUAGCAGGACCCUGGCAGACUGGUGUAGAAAUUCAAGGCGUAACGGUUGUUACAAUACCUUCUGAUUGAAAGCUGACUCGAGAAGCCUUUUGCAUUAAGAUCACCUAGCUUCAGUAACACAAAUGACGAAUUAUUAUUCGAUGCAGUCUUCACAGGAUCAACAAUAUUUUUACCAGAGUGGCAGGUUCUAUAAUGAGCCGGCUCAUGAGUUUGAAUCCCAACUCUGGAAUCAUCAUCAAUAUCUGGAUGACAAUUUAUGGUUGGAUGACAGCAGCCAAGAAAUGCAGGUUUCUGGUAAAGCAUCUCAGAGCUAUGGAACUCCAGAGACGGCCACGGCAAUUGGCGGUUAUACUGGUACUAAUUUUGUUGUCAGUCGUUCAGCUAAUGGUAGUCCCGUGUCAGGGGAAUCUUCUCAAACAUACCCCUCAGUUGUGAAUCAUUCCCCAGGAAACAAUAUUUACAAUUCGCAAGUUAGUGACUCCUUUUAUAUGGGCGAUUUUGUUAACCUGAAGCAUAAGAUAAAAGAAAUUGAAACUGCUAUGUUGGGGCCUGAAUCGGACACUGAAAUGUCGGCUGACAUUUCACUGUUUGGUGCACAGAGUGAAAUGUCUUCUGAAAAAGAUUAUGUCAAUCAAAUGAUUGCAAUCAUCUCCAAUGGUGACAUAAAAGAGGUUCUUGUCAAUUGUGCCAAAGCAGUAGCAGAUAAUGACCUAUUAACUGCUGAAUGGUUGAUUUCAGAAUUACGUCCUAUGGUAUCAGUUUCAGGCAAUCCGCUGCAACGUUUAGGAGCCUAUAUGCUUGAAGGUCUUGUUGCCAGGCUAUCCUCUUCAGGGAAUUCUAUAUGUAAAACCUUAAAGUGCAAAGAACCUACCAGUUCAGAACUGUUUUCAUACAUGAACGUGCUCUAUGAAAUCUGCCCAUACUUCAAGUUUGGAUAUAUGUCCGCAAAUGGAGCCAUUGCAGAAGCCAUGAAGGACGAGAACAGUAUUCAUAUAAUCGAUAUUCAAAUUGGCGAGGGAGCUCAGUGGUUCACUCUAAUCCAAGCUCUUGCAGCUCGGCCUGGAGGUCCCCCACGAAUUCGGAUAACUGGUAUUGCCGAUGCCUCAUUGGAUUACGUUAGGGGAGGAGGGCUUGAUAUUGUGGGGCAAAGACUCUCAAGUCUCGCAGAUUCCUGUAAAGUUCCCUUUGAGUUCAAUGCUGCAACAAUCUCAGGUUCCGAUAUUGACAGUAUCAAAAUUUUACCAGGAGAAGCAAUAGCAGUCAAUUUUGCCUUUAUACUUCAUCACAUCCCAGAUGAGAGCGUAGGAACUGUAAAUCACCGGGACAAAAUUUUGAGGUUUGCGAAGAGCCUGUCUCCAAAGGUUGUGACUGUUGUUGAGCAAGAAGCCAACACCAACACUCUGUUUAUGCCGAGGUUCCUAGAGAGUAUGAAUUACCAUAUGGCUAUCUUCGAAUCAAUUGAUGUUACUCUUCCCAGGGAUCACAAACAACGAAUCAGUGUUGAACAACAUUGCUUUGCACGAGACAUUGUAAAUACAGUAGCCUGUGAAGGGGCCGAGAGAGUGGAACGCCAAGAGUUACUCGAGAAAUGGAGGUCACGUUUCAUUGAGGCUGGUUUUAAACCAUACCCGUUAAGCUCCUAUGUGAAUGCCACUAUCAAGAGCCUACUGGAGAACUACAAUGAAUGCUAUACACUUAAGGAGAAAGACGGAGCUUUAUAUCUUGGUUGGUUGAAGCAGAAUUUGGUUGCUGCCUCUGCAUGGAGAUGAGACUAUUUUUGGAAUAAACGGACGAGUACAGAUGCUUAAGUAAUAUAUAAGCUUAUUUUUCCAUAUGUGGAAUAUCGAUAUCAUAUAAAUUUAGCAUCUGUUCCAGUAUGCUGUAUGUAUAUAGUUCUUAUACAUUUUAAACUUUGAAUAAUUGCAUCAGCCCUUUGAUGAGUA